AUGUCUUCUUCAGCUCGCACACGGCUGGUGAUCAUCGGAAUAGGCGGAGCGAGUUGUUCGGGGAAGACACUGCUCGCCAAACACAUUCAUCGAGCACUCCCAGAAGGAGCCCAUAUCAUUCAUCAAGAUGACUUCUGCCCUCCUGAAGAGACAGUUCCAUACUCCGAUCGAUAUCCCGAUUUACAAGACUGGGACGAUCCAGAAACAUGCAUCAUGUGGCCAGAGUUUCGUUCCAUCCUUCGCGAAAUGCGCAAAACAGGACAACAAGCUUCACACGCUUCUCAUGAUCACCUCAAUAAGCAAGUAGAGGUGAAAAUACAGCAACAUGUGUUCGAUAAAUGGCGUAAAUUACUAACACAGUAUGUCGAUGAGCAAAAGAAAGAUGGAGUAGACAUCGCCUGGUCCAUCGUGGAUGGAUUUGUCCUUUACUGGGAUAAACUCUUUUUGAGAGUUCCUUAUCAAGUGUUAAAACAGAGAAGAGAAGAAAGGCAGGUUUAUGUGCUACAACAGGGAGGAGUUUGGGUCGAUCCCCCAGGUUACUUUGACAAGAUCGUUUGGCCAGGUUAUCUCAAAGCGCAUAAUGGGAUUUUCGACGAUGUUGAGAGAGGUCCCGUGAAGAAGGAUUGGUCCGGAAACCUGUUACUCCUUCAACCUGGAGAUGGAGAAGAUGGUAUGACUGCAGCAUUUGAUGAAGCAUGCGGUGCCAUUCUGGAUGGAUGCAAGACCGGCGCAGGUAUCAUCAUUUCUUCAUAA
This is a messenger RNA of Kwoniella shivajii, 753 nucleotides long. RefSeq lists its product as uncharacterized. Lineage: Eukaryota; Fungi; Basidiomycota; Tremellomycetes; Tremellales; Cryptococcaceae. The record is from RefSeq and is a predicted model, not a curated record. Gene Ontology annotation, cellular component: cytoplasm. The transcript has 5 exons. Bases 1 to 753 code for a protein of 250 amino acids.